Molecule: messenger RNA, 1100 nt
Organism: Bombus terrestris (buff-tailed bumblebee)
Lineage: Eukaryota; Metazoa; Arthropoda; Insecta; Hymenoptera; Apidae
Product: cobalamin trafficking protein CblD
Exons: 5
Coding region: 167-1024 (285 amino acids)
Biological process (GO): cobalamin metabolic process
Cellular component (GO): mitochondrion
Source: RefSeq, a predicted model, not a curated record
UAAAUUCUGUUGCCCGAAUGGUGUCGCGUUCGAUUUGAUAUCGCGUUAUCUAUGUAGUUGGAUAUAUACGGAUGAACCAAACGAUCGUAAGGUUAGAUACUCAAAUCGCGAAACGGUACCUUUAAUAAAGAAAUUUUCAAUUCAGCAUGUGAAUCGUGAUUUAACGAUGCUUUGCGUAAAAUAUGCCAAGAAAACUAGUGCUACGAUUCUGUUUAAUGUAUUUUCAAAGAGUUGGUACUCUCGACGUAACGAUAAAAGCACCGAUUCGUACAAAAUUGUCCAGGCAAAUAGUGAAAACUUAAAUGAUGUGGAUGGUACUGUACUUGGAAUAAAUUCCAAUUGGGAGCUUUUAACACCAAGGGGAUUCAGAUUUUAUUUACCAGGAAGCAUCGGUCCCGGCUGGUCGGAUGUAACCACGACCAUUCAGGUCAAGACACAAUUAGUCGACCUGCAUACCAACAAACAGAUCUUGGUAGAUGAUCCCAAAGAAAAAUCUGCUCGCUUAUUGAAUCGUUCGAGAAGGAACAAUCAGCAUUCAGAGCUUCGCUAUGUAGCACAGGAAUGCCCUUUGUUGCUAAGAAAAGGUAUAGAGGAGCUAUUUCCUGGAUGUUUAGAUGUUGGUUCUCCCCAGCUUACCAUCGUUACUGUCAGCCAAUCGAUUAACCGGAAAGUUAUGAAAUGGAACAAAGAAAUAGAAACUGAGAAGCUAGCUAAAUACUUUGUGCUAGCUGCUUCAGAUAUUUGUGCAAAAUUGAGAAGAAUGGGUUAUUGGGCAGACUUCAUCAAUCCAUUUAGUGGACAACCACAUUUGAAUCUACAAAAAAAUAGUACUCUUUACAAAACGGACGAGCGAUUUCGUUGCUUAGGAUUUAAAAUAUUACAUAGGAACAAUUGUAAGGUCAUUUUGUACGAUAAUAACGCGAAAAAUUUUUUGGGAAAUUUCUACACCACAGCUCCUGCGAGUACAGAACUUUUAAGAGAGAUUCUACACGAGUGCGAGCUUGUAAAUGUUAACGAAGCUUAAUAAAUGUAGAGCGAGAGGAAAAGGAGAAGAUAGAGUGUCGAUAUAUAUAUACCAAAUACAGUUUUUAGGAGUGUUA